Prinia subflava (tawny-flanked prinia) is the source of this 3126-nucleotide messenger RNA. It is a transcript of the gene ELOC, whose product is annotated as elongin C. The record is from RefSeq and is a predicted model, not a curated record. NCBI's taxonomy places the organism in Eukaryota, Metazoa, Chordata, Aves, Passeriformes, Cisticolidae. Gene Ontology annotation, biological process: ubiquitin-dependent protein catabolic process. Gene Ontology annotation, molecular function: protein-macromolecule adaptor activity. The transcript has 4 exons. The coding region runs from base 2 to 532 and encodes 176 amino acids. Gene Ontology annotation, cellular component: elongin complex.
CAUGCCGGGAGCACGGGCGCCGGACGGGCGGCGCGCGGGGGGCCGGAAGCAGCCCGUGACCCGGGCGGAAGCGCUCGGAGGCAGCUGGGCCGACACCGCGGCCCUGCGAGCGGGGCGGAGGGAGCGGCGCCCACGGACGCUCCUAUUGCAAAAUUUGCAGUUGAAAAGAAACAGGUUUUUUAAUAAGAAGAGAAUGGAUGGAGAAGAGAAAACGUACGGUGGGUGUGAGGGCCCAGAUGCUAUGUAUGUGAAGUUAAUAUCCUCUGAUGGCCAUGAGUUCAUUGUAAAACGAGAACAUGCAUUAACAUCAGGAACAAUAAAAGCUAUGCUGAGUGGACCAGGUCAGUUUGCAGAAAAUGAAACAAAUGAGGUCAAUUUUAGAGAGAUCCCAUCCCAUGUCCUAUCCAAAGUAUGCAUGUAUUUCACCUACAAGGUCCGCUAUACUAACAGCUCUACGGAGAUUCCUGAAUUCCCAAUUGCACCUGAAAUUGCACUGGAACUUCUGAUGGCUGCAAACUUCUUAGAUUGUUAAAUAAAAUAAAUUAUAAUAAAAAUGUAAAACUUUUUUCAGUAUUUAAUACAUGUAGUUCAGUUAGUAACUUUUUUCAGAUAGCAUGUUGCGUGUGUGCUGUUGAGAACUUUAAAGUUCACUGCAGAGGCAAUUGCCUUCAGUUCUUUUGCAUAUAGCAGUCAUUCAGUUGGAGUUUGUUUUGCUGCUUACACAAAUAAGGACCUUUUCACAAACUGAGACAAAUAAACAAAUAUGCCAAUUAGUAGAUGGCUAUGCCUUAUCCUUUAGGUGUGGUAGAAUUUUCUUUUAAUACAAUGACUGUAGGAAAUACUGGAGUUUAGUCUAAUACUCUUUAAAAGAUAAUUAUAGUUACAUUCGAGUAGCUGUUUAGGGUUUCUAGCUUUCUCUUAUUUUUGAAGUUUCUAAACAUCUGAACUUAAUAUCCUUUGUAAAAUAGCUGUCCUGUAGCAUAGUUACACUAACUAGAUUAGAAGUGCCCUCUUUGUAAACUGUCAGUGAUAUUCCAUUUAGGUUGAAAGUGGAGUAGGUAGGAGAAUGCUUAAGGCUUUUAAUUUAAGGCAUAGUAUAGACAUGUGCAAAGGUGUACUUGAUAGCAUUUUGCUUAUAUAACCUCAACUUACCCCAUUAGUAAUUUCAAAUAUUCCAGUCACUUGUCUGUACAGUAAGACUGAUCCUACUGACAGUGACUUUUAAGGGGGAAAAUAACUGUUAAAAUCUGUGUAUAUUAUCUUCUAUAUAACAUAUAUGGUUUUUCUUAAUAUACUGUCACUUGACCUGAUAAGGAUUUUAUAUGGCUUCAGUUAUGGCUUAUUUCCAUUGUUCCGAUUGUUUAUGUAAAGUCUGUAUUUAAUCUCUAGAGUAGUAGUCAUUUAGAUUUUGUAACAUAGCAACUGAAAAGAUCGAAGUUGUCAUACCUUUUACCUCUUUCUCAAUCUCUCCCUUGUACCCAUAGCAAAAGACCCUGAAAUGUGGAGGUCUUUUAUAUUUGAAGGAAAGGACAUUAAGCAGAUGUUUUAGGAGCUGUUUUAUAAAUUUCAUAGGUAUUUCCAGUGUUUUUACAAAUUAGGGGAAAAGGAUUGGCAAGCCACUGACAUAAUACUAGAGUAGAACACAUUGUCUCUUGGUAGAUCCUGCUGGCAGUUGCCUGUAGUAUCAGUUCUUAGUUCAAAACAAAUUUCCAUAAAGCAAGCAAACAGCUUGAGACAAGAAGCUGCUUAUUGUUCAGCUGCAGCCUGAAGAACCCUUCUGCUAAAAUCAUCUGUAAAUGAGAAUAAAACUAAUGCAUCAUGAGAAAUGAUGCAAGGACAAUGUAAUUAGCAUUUCCAUCAGCUGCCACUGCUUCAGCUUUGUUUUGAUCAAGAAGUGAUUGUGGUCUAUCAUGGAAAAAUUCCCACCAACUGAUGGUGGAACCUCUUUCUUGAUGUUUUAACUCACAGCUAAUUUAGAGGGCUGAAGCUCUCCUCUAAACCUGUUUGUCAACAUAAAUACAACUUGGAAGAGAUUUUCCUGGAUGAAAACUAGUAACUUAGACUGUGCAGUCUGCCCAUGGAGGAGGUCAGUUCUGACAAAUGAAAUUUUAUUCUGGGCUUAAACAAUGCUGACUUUUGUCAGUGUGUUGGUAGAUUAGCUGACAUUUAUUCACAUCACAUACUUUGGCACAAUUUAAUGUGUUUAAUGUGGGGAUGUUUGUGACUAGAUUGGCUUUGCACGGUAAAGCUGAAGUGCAUUGUAGGGUAAUUGUCUGAAAUUCCAUGUGUAAGCACUGUGUUCAGUGCUGUUAGUAACUCAUUUUCAAGAGCACUAGAAUGAUAAACCAGAGAUACCCUGUUAUGCUGCUUUUGUUAGAGCCACUAGGAAUACCCUAAAAGGUCAAGGAAUACCAACAUGGAUAUUUUAGUCACAACUACAUAUCAGUCUGAGUGAGUCUUAAGUUCACUGGCCAUUUUUAGUAGUCUUGAGGCUAGUGACUUGAGGCUAAAAAAUAUUUAGUUUUAAACUAAGGCAAAAAGGAUGUCAUUUUUUUAAAACAGUGGGGUUUUUUUUUUCUUUUUUUUUCUUUUUUCCCCUUUUUAAGCAUUCUAGAACAAUUUCCUUAAUUUUGUUGAAAUACAUUGCAUUUUAUGAUUGUGUACUUUAGCAGUAAGGUAAAAUAGCUGGUUUAGCUCUGAAUAAUAAUUUUGUUGGUUUUCUUUCAGCUUAAUGUAUUAUACAGUAGCUUUGAACACUCAGGAAUUGCAGUAGUGUCCUAGAGUGCACUAUUUGCAAAACCACCGGCUGUUAAAAUGAACCAGAUUUCUAAGGGGGAGGUGGGCAGGGGGAAUUAGUGCAAUUUCCAUGGUAGUUAAAUGGGUAUGCUAUUAUCAGACAAUUGGAAACUUACCACGCUUCACCCGUGAGUUCUAAAUAAAUUUGAAAGUUGAAAAUUUUUAAACCUGUGUUUUUGUUGAUUUACAACACAUUAGAGGAAGCGUUCAUGCAGAAUCAUCAUUUUCAUGGCUAUACUAUAUGAGGAGCAGAAUGCUUAUGUAAUUAGUAUUUGGAUAAUAGCUUGUGAAGCUGCAUGUAUAAAAUAAAAGGUGGUGGGUUUUUUCAUA